Molecule: messenger RNA, 3111 nt
Organism: Peniophora sp. CBMAI 1063
Lineage: Eukaryota; Fungi; Basidiomycota; Agaricomycetes; Russulales; Peniophoraceae
Source: the annotation of a GenBank genome assembly
AUGGAUGAAGAUGAACCCAUCUCCUGGCAUGCCCUGGUGCCGCAACCGCCUACCAAUGCUGUCGUCCAGCAAGUAGUUACGUGGACGACGAGGGAAGAAAUCAAUAGCGCCACCGAGGGAUCGUUCGUGUUGUGGCUCACGAACCUGGAACAGCUUGCUACUGCUGAUCGGUCCAGCGAAUGGAUGGGGUCCGACAGCAUCUGGGCGCUCGCCUCGCCGCUACGCGUGCCCCUGCCUGCCGGCACUCCUAAUUGGACUUCGUCGGACGAGGCGCGCUUCGGUACUUGGGUAGUCUGUGGACGUCGGGAGCCGUUCCCGCCGUGCGAUCCUGGCCCUCCUCCGUUCGCCAAUCGUACCAACACCUUUGCCAGGCGAACGACGUACCCGGGCAGUUCAGCAGGAUCGGUUUGGCCUCCGCCCGUGUGGUACCGCCGAGCUACGAUGUGGACGGCUUGGUUGGCUACAAGGCCGGAAGGAUCGUCGGCUUUGCUCUGGCGCUACGAACGCGACGACCGUCUCAUCGAAGAAGUACCGGGUGGUUAUGUGUUAUCAUCCGUCGCCGAGCUAGGCUUUAACUCGAUUGCUGAUGACGUGGAAGCCAUGUCGUUGGCAGUGCACCGGGCGUUGCACAUCGUCCCUCCACCUCCGCCGGUCCCUCGGUACCAUGCUUCGCCUGAACUCGUCUUCAGACUCGAGGACCUGGUCGCGUACAUGGACGACAUGCGAUGGGCCGCCCUCAAUCAUCUCGCCUACCUGCGUAUGCACUUAGGGGCCGCCUCGCUCAACGCCAUUCGCGGUUUCGCACCUCCAGGCUGGUCGUACCCGUCCGCCCCCGGCAUGCCCUUCUGGGUGGCCCACGAUGCCUACCACGUGCGCGGCGGCACCCAUGUCGGCACCCUCAUCGACACGCGAGCUCUCCCGGAGGAUUGGCCCUCACUGAAUAUGCUGGCCCAGUCUCGCGUCCCAUUCUGGUGGCUGCAAGGUCGAGAGGAAACUCUCCACGAGCGCGAAGGUGCCUUGCGGUAUCGCAACUUUCAGAACGAGAACCUGCCUCGUAUAUCAGCUUGCCGCGCUGCUGUGGCAGAUACCCGCCGACGUCGGGAGCUGCGCCAGUCUACAGGGCCGUAUGGAGCUGUGACCCGGGCGAUAUUGAUGCUGGACCGCGGCCAAACGCUGAGUCUGUUUCUCGAACGGAUACAGUCGGAGGACCAGGUGGUACGCGAGGACGUUGCGCAGAUGUCCAUGACCCCCGUUCCUGUGAGCAGGGCGGCUCGCAACCUCUGGAUCAGGCGGUACGAAUAUGUCCGCGGUUAUCCUCGCCCGGGCGACAUUACCUUCCUGAGCUGGCGGCCCUUGCUCUCCCGUGAGGAUGUUCUCAGCGGUCGAGAGGCACAUACCAGUUCAUGGGGCCGUCGACUCAGGGUACCAGCAGCGGGAGGAUCGGACGGCGAGGACUUGUACAGCGAUGACAGCGACUAUGACUCGGAUAAGGCGGACGGCAUGCUCUUCUCUGACACUCGCACUUGGCCUCCCGCCCCCAUGCCGGUAUUCCCAGUGCGUCCUGCUCGCCCGCCAGCUCGUCUGCAAUUCGCACAACGAUUCAGCGCCGCUCCCGCGGAGCGUGAGCUCGCGUUCGCGCCGCGUGAGCAGACCAUGGACCUGGACACGCCUAGUCAAAGCGAAGUACCGCCUCGCCCUCAGAGCCCGUCAGCGCAACCCGUCUCGCCGAUUCCGACCCCACCCGCCAGACACCGUCCUCAGCCUACGCCGCGCAGGGGUAUUGUGAUCUCCGAUGCGAGCACCGGGAAAGGAAAAGGCAAGCGUCGUGCGGAUGCGGACGCGGACACCGUCGACGGCUUCUCUGUGCGGGACUUGCAGGCAGCCCAGGGGGCAUCCUCCCAAGGUGGCCCAUAUACCAUGCCAUCCGCGGGGGAGUCGUCUAGUGUCACGUUGGAUCAAACUGGGCAAGCUGGCGGAAGCAGCCUUCUGGCGCCCCUGGGUAGUCAACCAGCUGGUCGUAAACGUCGUCGGGGAGCGCAGCACCGAGAUGUGCCGUUGGAGGGCCGGUUCGAAGGUGGUGCACCCUCUACCACGGCGGAGACGUCUGCAGCAUCGUCUAAUCCUUCAUCGACGACGCCAGCCCGGCAAGGUCUCGCGUCAGGGCCUUGGCCUGCCCAGCCACCUCGUCGCCCGUUGGAUCUCGAUUCGCGGUGGCCUCAGUUGCAGGUCCGCUGGCCUGGUGCUCUGGUAUCGACGGCUUCCGAGGACUUAUCGCGGGAAAUGCGUAGCAUCUCUCCAUCUCGGGACACCCGCGUUGUUCACGACGCGCCGGCUCCAGUGCAGCGCGGACGUUUGCUGCUACCACCGGCAUCGGCUCUACGACUUUGGUGGUGGAUGGAGCAACACCCGUACGCUCUAGCUCCCGCGUUCGUGCCAUGGGCGUUGGCGCGUGGAGUACGAUUUCUAUGGGGUGCCCCGGGGUCAGCCCUGCCCAGAUUGCCGGACCCGCUCGGUGGAGGUAUGCCUCGAGCUACCCUGCCAUGGUACGAAUGGGUCCACGACGUUGUGGAGGUUCUUCGUCGUCCCAACGCUCGAGCAUUCUUGUGGGACGGUGGCAUUCUGUGGCGUCUGGCACUUGAAUUCAGGAGCGAUCUUCUCGCUGAAGCGGGUUCGGGUCCAUCUGCGUCUGCUUCGCUUCUUCCGGCGCCGUGGCCUGGGUCGUUCGUUUCGGACACUUUGUCGUCCGCGGAAGUCAACCUCGUCAUCGGCCGCAGGGCAGAUGGCUUGUCCUGGUGGCCUCAUCCCGACACCUGGGACGCCGGGCUGAGCAUAGGCGAAUGGUGGACGGUGCACGAGGACUGGUUUAGCGUACGCCUGCAGGCCAUCAUUGCGGGCGACGCCGUGCCAUUGGCGGACACCGCGUGGUACGGGCAUAUACGGGAAUGGAUAACGUCAGCCAGUCGCCCUGUGUUCCACGCAGGAAACCUUCGUAGAGUUUCGCUCUUGACGACCUUGUUGGACAACGACUGGCAGGAAGCUCUCGCAGACGGUUUCGUCCGGCUGACUCUAGACGAUGGUAACGGGUCGGACAUGGACGAGGAUGGACAGUAG